UGAGGCACUGUUGUGCUUUCGCUCACUACACUCGAGCGAAAGCACUUAACCCUGAUUGCUUCAGUAAAUAUCCGGGCUGUGUGAAUGGACUGUGUGUUUGAAAAGAAGCGUCACUAUGAACGUGAAUGAAUCGGCCUAGAUGUACAGCACGCAUGCUCCUGUGCGCGUGUCACGUUCUGACUCUAAAGCCGCCUCCCUCUCUCUCGGCGAACCCCUCGGCAGGACGUGCGGCGCGUCCCGGGCAUCACCCCGGCGAUCGUGAGGUCAUCGGAGACCAACGAGAAGCGCCCGUUCAUGUGCGCCUAUCCCGGCUGCAACAGGAGAUACUUCAAACUGUCCCACCUACAGAUGCACAGCAGGAAGCACACGGGGGAGAAGCCGUACCAGUGUGACUUCAGCGACUGCGGCCGGAGGUUCUCCAGAUCAGACCAGCUGAAGAGGCAUCAGCGCAGACACACAGGGGUCAAACCGUUCCAGUGCGAGACCUGUCAGAGAAAGUUCUCGCGGUCUGACCACCUUAAGACCCACACCCGGACUCAUACAGGCGAGAAGCCCUUCAGCUGCCGGUGGCCCAACUGCCAGAAGAAGUUCGCCAGGUCGGAUGAGCUGGUGCGUCAUCACAACAUGCACCAGAGGAACCUGACCAAGCUGCAGCUGGUGCACUGACCGGGGAGGCCUCCCGCCCCAGACGAACCCCACUAAACACAGACUCUCACGUGUCCAUUUCCACCAAUGACCAGAGGCUGAGUGGGCGUGGCCUCACUGGAAAACCAAUCAGAAUGAGGUCAAUGUCACUGGUUAUCCUUCUGUACACUCCCUUAUUACACUUUACCCAUACAGGAACAGUCAUUCCCCGUCUUACACCAAUGCAUCCUGAAGGUCUCACAUUCCUAUACUGUCAUUUUUCAAACACGAUGAAAUCCUCAGCGUCAUUUUUUAAAAUGAAGUUGCGACCGUAAGAAUUCUUAAAAUAACUUAUUGAAUUUUUAAAGAUUAAAACACUGUAUCGGUUCCCAAAAAAAAAAAAAAAAAAGAUAGUUUGUAAAGAGAGAUAUUUGUGUCUUUGGACCCAAACUGUCUAUUUCAUGGCUGCCGUCAUUCCAGUUCACCCUGAUCCGGGCAGAGUAGCGGUGCAGUAAAUUAACUUGCGCCCUCCUGUCAUUUUUAAUGACCGAACUGUAAAACUAUGUCCAGUGCAGCUCUUUCCAAGGAAGAUCCUCUGACUUGGACAGGCUCUGUGCCAAACAGCCGCGAGUCUGGAGUUUGUAAAAAUACAAAAAAGUCACACAGGUUAUGUGGCUAAGUAGUCAUGUUAAAAGUUUUUUUUUUUUAAGUGCUGGUCCACAGAUACCGUUAAAAAAAUCUCCCCAUUGAAAAAAGGUAACUUAAUUAUUGACUUUAAGAGUAAAAACUGUAAAGAGUAUGAUGGAAAUGUAGCUUUUUUUAAAUGUGUAUUAAUUAUUGUGUAUAUGUCUGAUAACAUAGCUACCGUUGAAACAAUAGGGAGUUUGUCGUACUUAAGAAAUUAAUGUUGUUACCCUCUUAAAUGUAUCACUGUUUCCGGCCUGUAAACUGCAUCUGCUCUGUUGGUUUUUGUUUUCUGUCCUGCUCUGAAUUAAAGUCCACUUGGUGGUGAAUCGA
Molecule: messenger RNA, 1641 nt
Organism: Anguilla rostrata (American eel)
Lineage: Eukaryota; Metazoa; Chordata; Actinopteri; Anguilliformes; Anguillidae
Product: Wilms tumor protein homolog
Exons: 4
Coding region: 295-666 (123 amino acids)
Biological process (GO): regulation of transcription by RNA polymerase II
Molecular function (GO): DNA-binding transcription factor activity, RNA polymerase II-specific; RNA polymerase II cis-regulatory region sequence-specific DNA binding
Source: RefSeq, a predicted model, not a curated record